This is a messenger RNA of Neospora caninum, 2448 nucleotides long. RefSeq lists its product as hypothetical. The transcript is spliced from 13 exons. NCBI's taxonomy places the organism in Eukaryota, Apicomplexa, Conoidasida, Eucoccidiorida, Sarcocystidae. Bases 1 to 2448 code for a protein of 815 amino acids. Gene Ontology annotation, molecular function: protein binding. The record is from RefSeq and is a predicted model, not a curated record.
AUGGUGUCUUCGUCGCCAGUGUCGAUUUCGCAGAAGUGGCGGUACUGUGUUUUUCUUCUGUGUUCGCUGCCGCUUCUCGCGGCAAUUCGCUCUCUAGCGCGGGAGUGGUGCAAGGCCGUACCCGAACAAGGUAAACCGGAGUAUGGUGUGUGUGUUCCUCCGGAAUUUGCGACUGCGCGUUACACCAUCGAAGUCGUCCCCGUGGUGGCUCCCAGUGUCAACCUUCGCAGUCAGAGUCACUUUCCAGUGCAGUCUUAUUUGCUCGCUGGGAACAAAAGGUACGAGGUCUCCGUCCAGACAGGAGCUGAUCCUCAUGUUGGCGAUCUUGAAGCCAUAGUGUUAGCGAACGCGGCGCAGGACGAUCCCUGGUACUGCGACUACUUGAAUGUCCGCACUGAAGACGGAAGCAUGUUCGCCUUCAAAGUCAAACGAUGGGUCGGGAAGCCCUACGAGCAAUUUGUCCACGUCCCCCUAAAGCCCUCGGACGUUGAUAUGCCUUCGCAAGAUAUCGACUGCUAUACGAGAGCUGCGGACAUUUUCAAUACCCGGAAAGGACGACGGAUUGACGUCGUGCCGUACAGAAUACGGGAAGCUGUCGUCUACUGGAAGACUGGAAGUUCGAAGAAAUGGAACGUGGGGCACUGUCUGUGCAACGGUCAAGAGGCCUCCAUCGAAGAAUGUACUUUCGAAGAGCCCACGGCGCAGUGCGAUGACCAUACUAACGACAUCGUCCUCAAGUGCACGAACACCCCCUCUGGUGUUGAGCCUCCUGUCGGCACGUUGCGGAUUGUUGACACGACGGGAGCACCGUCGUUGACAGGCAUCGGGAGACUUGAAUUCUAUACCAACGGAGACGAGUCUGAGCUUCGCCUGUGUCCCCAUGUUGUGAGUGAUGACAUUUAUUGUGUCCACGAAGAGGACAUCGUUGUUGGGUGUGAAGGCAAGGGGGAUCCCUCUGGAAUUGGAUUGUUCACGAUCGAGGAAAAACCGGACCUUGGAGUUCUUCCGAUAAAGAGUGUCGCCCUCACAUGCAGUGACAGACCCAUCAGCAGGAGAGAUAUGGCAGGCGGUCCAGGAACGAUGUUUAUUGCCUCUUGUCCAGAGGGUUGCUGGGGUUCCCUGGUGAAAAGUCUUUGUUAUUCUUGCCAAGAAAGAGGAUGGGCAAUCAAUUCCUAUCUAGGGUUUGAGGGCCGCCCCGGAUCGUUUGUUGAUGCCUCCUAUCUUCCGGGUGUUAAUCUCGUGUCUGGAUUCCGCGAUUUCACGCUUGCCGUGAAAGCUACAGUGACCGGGAAGAAGGGCAAAUGGCGAGCGAUCGUCGCAAACGGUGACUGCGAGGGUUUCAUUUUGGCUAUUGAUAAUAACGACGAACUGGUGUUUGAACAAUCUUGUCAUCCUCAUCUCAUUCGAUCUGGCUUCAAGCCGGCACUUGGCGAGCCAUUCAACGUCGCCGUGACCUACUUUGCGCCCGAAAAGGCUGUUGGCAUUUUCGUGAACGGCAGAAAGCUGACAUACCAAAAGACGGACUACAGCUUCAGCUUAAAGCCCAAGCUCAUGAUUGGACGGGCCAGUGCCACUGAAUCAGACUACUUCAUGGGCGAAAUCACCUGCGUUCACCUGUUCGACUACGUUCUUUCGCCAGCGCAGAUUGCGCAACUUCGGAAGGAAAUAGGACCUGUCCCAGAGCCAGGAAGAGUGCCCAGAGGGCUACGCCGGACGGAAGACGGCCGCGUCUGCAUUUCUCCGUGCUCUCCCCAAGAACCUUCAGUGAAUGGAGGCGGACGCCCACCAACUAAUGCUCCCAUUCAGCUUAAAUGUGAAGACACGCUGCUGAGGCCGGAAUUCAGUGGGGCUACUGGUCACAAGCUGCUGGUUUCUUGUCCUGCUGACUGCGCACAUUCGCCGGGGCCCCUACAUGGCUGCCAAAUCUAUUCAGCUGACAGCUCCAUAUGCAAAGCGGCACUACACAUGGGCGCGAUCCAGAGACAUGGUGGGGAAGCUGUGGUGACGUUGCACGAUGGCAUGAGUUCGUACACUGCUUCGCGGGGCCAUUACGGUGUUUUGAGCAUUGCGACGAGUAGUCCUCAAGUCCUUUCCUUUUCUGUCACAUCAGCUCCCCAAUACAGGGCACUCACGUGUGCUGAUAACGGCUCCUUCGUUCUGAAAUUGGGAGUUGGAGAGAGGGAGCUGGUCAUCUGUCCUCCACACUGCUCUGCUGCGUCUAAUAGAGCGGUUUAUGGUGCCGGAUUGUAUAGUCCCAUAUCUGCCGUUUGCCGGGCGGCGAUUCACGCAGGCGCACUGACUGAUGAAGGCGGAGAAGUUGUUAUCGAAGCUGGCCCGCCGCAUGAAGCGUUUGUCGGGAGCGAAAGCUUUGGUAUUACUUCUCAGAAGAGCGGAAGUUAUCUGAGAUCAUUUGCUUUUGUGGUGAGCCCGAGCCAGCAAGAGUUGUAA